AUGGCUACGGAAUAUACCAUUAACGCUAGGAGUGCCGUUGCUGCUGUAGCUGCAUCUAGUAAAUCAUUCCGGGUUUACUUCCAAGAUACGAAGGACGGCAUACGUGAAGGAGUUCGACUCUACAGCAUAUCUGCGCAUGGAUUACUUGAAGAGUGGUGCUACAGUAAUGGAGGGCAAUGGGCUCCAGGCUAUCUUACCAAACAAAAGAUCCAAACUGCUCAGAACUCUUCUGUAGCAGCUGUCAACUGGGACGGACCGAACAUUCGUGUGUACUGCCAAGAGAAAGGUUCCAAUGCUAUCCAAGAAUAUUGUACUGGUGCCCCCCAUAUACGAGUUUAUUACCAAACUCCAGAUCUUCUCGUUCAGGAGCAUUGCUAUGACAACGGUUGGAGCAAGGGCGGCUUCAACCCUGGUGCCGCAUUGAAGAAUACCGCUAUAGCUGCCACUUCGUGGAAUAACUCUGGAGUGCAUCUCCAUGUGUAUUCACAAGAUAGCUACGGGCUACUUAGAGGUUAUAAAUGGUCUGGAUCGUGGGAGAAAACAGGGUUUGGUAGCUCUGUGCCAGUUGGUACACACAUGGUGGCAGUAAAUUGGGACGAUGGGAAAAUGGUUUGA
Messenger RNA from Trichoderma asperellum CBS 433.97, 615 nucleotides. The record is from RefSeq and is a predicted model, not a curated record. NCBI's taxonomy places the organism in Eukaryota, Fungi, Ascomycota, Sordariomycetes, Hypocreales, Hypocreaceae.